Messenger RNA from Closterium sp. Naga37s-1, 577 nucleotides. The record is from the annotation of a GenBank genome assembly. Lineage: Eukaryota; Viridiplantae; Streptophyta; Zygnematophyceae; Desmidiales; Closteriaceae.
AGCGACUGAGACCCCAGCAGCAGUGCCUCCUCGCCGUCUUUAUUGCGCCAGCCCUAACCCUAACCCUAACCCGACCUACGUGCGUGGCUUCCACGUGGCAGCAGCGCGCUGCACUCGAUCUUGCGCUUUGAGGCCCGCGAGCAUUGAGGCGCGCCGACCGGAAGCUCAGGGCGGAGUUCCCGUCAACGGGUCCCGGCGCACGGCCCCUGCCCUUUUAAAGCGCGUGCGGAGCGGAAGAGGGGCGGCAAGGCGUGCGCGCGGGGAGGCAAGGUCCAGGAGCGGAGAGGGGAGAGGGGAGAGGGGAGGCAACGCGAUGGGCGACAUGCAGGGGCGCGUGGAGGAGCGGCUCAGAGCCGCGUUGCAGCCGCAGGAGCUGGUGGUGAUUGACACGUCAGCAGGCCACUGUGGCACGGCGUUUGACGUGGCGGUGGUGUCGCCGCUGUUUGAGGGCAAGAGGCUGCUGGAGCGGCACCGCAUGGUGAACAGUGCUCUUAGUGACGAGCUGCCUCACAUCCAUGCACUGAGCAUCAAGAAGGCAUGGACUCCCGAGCAGAUGCAAGCUCAGCAGAACAAGUAG